Molecule: messenger RNA, 2495 nt
Organism: Klebsormidium nitens
Lineage: Eukaryota; Viridiplantae; Streptophyta; Klebsormidiophyceae; Klebsormidiales; Klebsormidiaceae
Source: the annotation of a GenBank genome assembly
CGUAGGUUCAAAUUUCAAACUCGAGAGCGGUAGAGAGGAGGAUCAAGUUGCCAGCUGUACGUACGUCGCCUCAGGUGCCAAAGCCAGCCUCCUUGCAUGCCAGGCUUGGUCAUGCGUGCGCUCUGCCGCAGAAGGCAGCUCUCAGAGCUGCGCGAGGAAUCGCUGUAAGCAGACACCACUGACAUGAUGAGCGACUCGGAGGAGUCGGACGUUGCGCACAAGGGGCACGGAAUGAAGGACCACCCCCCGCACGGGAACCGCCUGAGCAAUGGCGAGAUGUGCGCGCGCUGCGGGGAGGUGCACUGGCACUGCGGGACGCUGGAAGAAGUGGCGAUCGAAACGAGCCUGAGCUGCAUCCGCCACCUGGCGCCGAUGCGGGCGUUCCACAUGGAGGUCGCGGAUUUGUAUCUGCAGCUGUUGAAGGAUGGGUGGAUGGAGGAGGGGGAUGACGGUGCGGAUUGGGCGGAGCUCGGGACUGAUUUAGUGAUCAAGUGGAUUGCAAACCUGGUUCAGGACGGCACGAUGGACCGCUUUUCGUCCAAGGCGAUUAUGAAGGUCUUUGGGAAGGACGUGAGCGACUUCACAAGAAUGGCGGCAAAGCGUGCGGCGCGAGUACACCUGGCGGCGGUGACUGUGGUUUCAGACUACUUGUCUGAGCUGUUCCCGUCGCUGUGGCGGAAAAAGCUGAAUCUGAAAGGGCUGAGCUUGCUCAAACGGCGGGUCGCCGUUGCACAAGCAGUCCAUAAGCACUGCCAGAACGUUGUUUGGGAUGGGUCCCGGGGUACGCUGAUUGGGACGGUGGGGCCGCUCUGCAGAAAAGUGCUCAACUUUGACAUGGACGAGGUGGAUCGAUUGAUGGUCAAAAUCAAGACGGAAUUGAAGCAGACGCGCCUGUUAGAAGACGCGUCAGGGAUGGGGCACCCUUCGGAGCGGGAGUCGGUGUCUCCCCCCAAAGCGCGGGUGAAUGGGCACCGGGAAAGCGUUGUUGACGAGAAAGCUGAGCAGGCCUCGAAAGCGAUUGCAGACGCCCUCAUGGCCACUGAGGAGGCCAACAAAAGGCUCACGGAUGCGAUUGCUUCAGGUGAUCCGGAUCAGAUGCAAGCCGCCGUUACUAGUGGGGAUCGGGCGGAUCCAAGCGUUCGGAAAGCUGCCACCAAAGCGAUGCGGAAAGCGCGCGUCGAGAGGCAGCAAGCCGAGGCGGCCCGGCAAAAAGAACUAGAGCGGAAGCAAAAAGAGGCCGAGGAAGCGGAGAGGGCGGAGGCGGCGGCGCGGGCGCUGGCGCUGACGAAGCUUUCGAAGAAGAAGGCGCCCACUCCGGUCAGCAACAAGUAUGCCGCGCUUGAGGAGAAGGAUGAUGCUGCAGGGUUGAAGAAGAAAAAGGCGGCGAAGAGCAAACCGAGCGAUAGCAAAGCGGAUACGGGGGCAGGGGCGUUGUGGAAAGAGGCGCGGAGAUCGGGGCUGGAGUCCGUACGGAGUACACCCGCUGCGGAAGGGACAAGAGAACGGAGCGGGAACGAGGAUCUGACGUGGGAUGCCAUGGCUUUGAAAUACAACGGGUUCAACAGCCAUCACGCAGCCCCUUCUACUGAGGAGCUGUUGAAACGGUUGCAAGAAAGUGAGUCGCAGGGGGCCGCUUUGCAGAGCAGUUCGGGGGAGUGGGGGCAGAGUUGGCAGACGAAUGUCCCCCCUCUUUCAGAGGCUCAAUCAGCCACGAGUUUAAGCUCGGGUCGGGGGGCUGGGGAGUCGUUUUGGGGGACCGAGCCCGUUUCUGAGCCUAUGAAAAGGACGGACAGCUCGCAAACGGGCGGAGUAGCACCAGCGAAUGGUGGGUUGCCGCAUACCCAGGCAGCGCCGGUCGGAAAUGGCGUUUACAAGGAGUUUUUGACUGAGGCGGAGCAAGAUUUCUGGAAGCCGGUUAUUUCUCCAAGUGCGGGCGUUAGCUCUUUCCCCCCUUCUUUUUCUCAAAGCGUUGCUGAUUUGCAACUCAAAAGUAAAGGGUCGUGGGGCGAGCCUGCGGGCCCCCACAGGCCAGCAAAUGGGCAGUACAUAGAAGCGCCAAUGAGUGCCUCUACCGCUUCUAGAAAGACAGAAAGUAGAGGCGGUGGUGGCGGGCGGAUACCCAGGGAUGACGAAGAGGAGUGCGUCAUCUGCUGGGAUGGGCCGCGCAAUGCGCUCUACCUGCCGUGUGGGCACGCGCGGUUUUGUUACCCUUGCGCAAUGCAGACGUUUGAAGCAGGGCAGCCGUGUCCGGUGUGCAGGUCGAGCAUUAGUUGGGUACAGCAGAUCUUCGACUGAUCCGUCCUGCAUUGAAGUAUAAACGAGUUGGGUCGAGGCUUGUUUCCAGAGGUCCAGCCUCCGGAAAUCGCGAAUACUAGCACCGUCCUCGGAGUUGUUAAAUGAUGUGUGAGUUACGAUUGCCAUGUCCGGCGAAACGCUGCCAUUUCACCCUCGUUUGACUGAGUGGCCUGUGUAUUAAGCUAUGCAGCUUGUGCAGU